AUGGGAGGAAGCAAGAGGGGCCUGGAGAGUGCGAUCGUGUGUUUGCUCGUGCUGGGGCUGGCCCUGGAGCAGGUGCAGCAAGUAGAGGGCGUGGAUUGCGGCGGGAGCAUCUUCAAAGUGGCCUGCUACCAUUCUUGCCUUCUGGGUCCUAAUGAACUAAACACCAUUGAGAAUUGCAGCUUAGAAUGUAGGUCUUCCGUGUGUGACAACAAGGUCAUGGUCAACAUAGCUACCAACAGUGAAGAGAUGAAACUCUUUGUGAAACUCUGCGGUGAUGCUUGUGAUAGUUUAUGUAAGGGGGAUGCUCUACUGGCAUCCCUUGAUCUUGAUGACUAA
Molecule: messenger RNA, 336 nt
Organism: Triticum turgidum subsp. durum (durum wheat)
Lineage: Eukaryota; Viridiplantae; Streptophyta; Magnoliopsida; Poales; Poaceae
Source: the annotation of a GenBank genome assembly